Oncorhynchus keta (chum salmon) is the source of this 2639-nucleotide messenger RNA. RefSeq lists its product as uncharacterized. Lineage: Eukaryota; Metazoa; Chordata; Actinopteri; Salmoniformes; Salmonidae. The coding region runs from base 60 to 1322 and encodes 420 amino acids. The record is from RefSeq and is a predicted model, not a curated record. Gene Ontology annotation, molecular function: protein binding. Gene Ontology annotation, biological process: proteolysis. Gene Ontology annotation, cellular component: extracellular region. The transcript is spliced from 9 exons.
AAAAUAUUUUCUAAAACAGGCAAACACCUUCUUGCCCCUUUUACAUCUUUUCAGUGGCUAUGUGGCUCCCAACAGUGUUGGCAGUGUUUCUGGGUGCAGCCCCUGACCUCUUCUUCAGCCAGCAGUCCUUGGAUGAGUCCUUCAGUGACACAAGAGCAGUUGAACCAUCUCACUGCUCACAGGGAUUCCUGGUUGGAAAAGACUUUGGUGGGAAUGACAUUCUGUCGGUGUAUGAAUGGGACCACCAUCAUUGCCAGCUUGCCUGCACUCAGAACUCUCAGUGUUCCUACUUCAGCUACGUGGUUAAAGAAUUCCAUUGCUAUCAAAAGUAUUCCCUUGCUCAACCAACUAUGACAAACAAUCCAGGAAUCAUAUCUGGUUACACUAGGAAGGGCUGCAGUGAAGGUCCAGCAGUAGAGAUACCAGUGUUUACUCUGGUUAGUGAGGGGAGGAGCAUGGCGGAAGCCCAGAAGUUCUGCAGGGAGUACUACAAGGAACUGGCCACCAUCUUCAAUGCUGAGGACCAGAUAGCAGCUCUGAGAGCAGUGUCAGCACAGAGCCUCACUGACGCUGCCUGGGUGCACUCCCAAUACAAUGCUUUUUGUCCCAGAGUGGGCUAUUGGAAUCCACCAUAUGCAAAGUGUGUUGUUCAUGGACAAAGUGCAAAAGUAUGGGGUUUGAGAGAUUGCACAAAUCCAUGUCAAUUUGUGUGCCAGAAAAGCACACAAUCAAACAAUUCCUCAGAGCUUAAAUAUUACAUGGGUCAAGGUUCAUUGACGUGGGAGGGGGCACAGACGGCUUGCCGAGACAAUGGAGAUGACUUAGCGAGCAUCCUCACCCAAGAGGAUUACACAGCAUUCCAAAGCAUAACAGAAACACAGCAGUUUGAUAUGUGGAUCGGACUCUACUGGAAGACUUCUACCAGAACGUGGCAGUGGACCAAUGGGGACCCCUUCCCAUACUGUGUGUCUGAGCCUCAACUGGGUGCUAGUAACUGCUGCUCCCUGACCCGUCAGGGCCAUGGACAGACUGAACACGCCUCCCUGGACAAGAUAGACUGCUCUCUGAAGAGACCGUUCCUUUGCACUGGAAAAAAGAGAAUCAAGCAGACCAUUGUAAGGAUGUCUCUGAAAUCUAACUCAGGAGCUGACCUCAAUGACCCGGUGGUAAAGGAACAGAUGUUGGAGCAGAUCAGAAAGGAGUUUGCCAAGAACGGGAACUUCCUCAAAGACCUGCGCUGGAGAGAACUGCCGAAUGGAGAAGUUUUUCACAAAAUAGUUGAACUUGGAAGCCCUGAAGAAGGUCACUGUGGGUCUGGAUGAAGAGGACCAGCCCUGAUGAUGCAACAGGAGAGGGAUGGAAGGUCCAGGAAAACUAAAAUAGUCAAGCUCUCUGUAAAUAAUCCUAGUACCUCAUAAUAUAUGACCGUAUAUCAAUAACAUUGUCUUAGAAAUAAGAUGUCAAGUUAUGUUAGGCUAGUUUUAAACUCUACAAUGUUUUACUAUUGUAAAAUCAAAUUAGACUUGGUGUAUGAAUUUAAUGUAAUAAUGUUUGUUGUACAUGAGGUCAAUUUGAUUAAUGAAGAGAAGUUUGUAGUUUAAACAUGCAUAGUAACACCUUUUAGUGAGGGAUCUGCAUUGUAUAAUUCUUCAUAAUGAUGUUACACACUCACUCAUGGAUGUAACUGUCGAAUAUGUUUUAAUUAGUGGCAUCAGUAUUACCAUUAUUUUCACCCUCCAGCAAGAAUGGUGAGAUGGGGACACAAAUCACAACGUAGAAGUACGUGCCCACUUCCAGGUGGCAUGGUUCAGAGAACUGUAAAGAUGGAGACAGAGAGAAUGUUGUGGGUGUGACAGAAUGACACUAUCCAUGUUAUCAAGCUAAUCAACGUUUGUAUAUCAUAAUUUUCCCUUUUGUCAUGGUUUGUUGACUGGGUCAGCUAUUACAGUCAUAAACACUGGCUCAUGGAUAGCAGGGGAGAGGUGUGGGGUUCUUGUCCUUAUUCAUGUAGUUGAUGGCUGUUAUACAUUAAUCACCUUGAUAAACCAAACACCACAGAUCAGUUUGUACCUUCACUAAGAUUUGACAACCUACAUUUAAUUUAUCAUGUUGUUAUUUAGCAUUUAUCUAAAUUGACAUAAAGACAGGGAAGUAAAAGCACAUCCUAACUACUUAUGACACUAAACUCCAACUAAAUAGGAUAUCAGGAACUAUAGGCUUUUGUUAACACAAUUGGGUAUUAGGCUGCCAUAGCUCUGCAGGUACUGCAUAGAAAACAGGACUUUACUUAUGAUCACUGGAUACUAUGAUACUCCUAUAUUCAAACAGCAUGUUUCUAGCCAAAUGCAUAGACAGGGGUAGUUGUAAUUACACUGCAGUAUGCUCUUAUUGUACUAUGUACAGGCUACUGCUGUCUAAUUAUGAAAUAUCUUGAUCAACUGACCUCUGAUCUUGAACUCCCUCUCUUUUAUAUUCAAAAUACUGGUAAAUAUUUUUCAGACGGAAGAUAUCUACUCUGAUUGAUUGCUCUGGCUGGGGCCCAUGCUUCACCUCACCUAGCUUCUCUAAACACUGAGGUUUGAGUUAUGAUUGUAAUGCAAUGUGUGGUUAUCAUAUUGUUCAAUAUGAGUGGCCAUGGU